Messenger RNA from Anoplopoma fimbria (sablefish), 1044 nucleotides. Its product is annotated as serine/threonine-protein kinase SBK1. The record is from RefSeq and is a predicted model, not a curated record. Gene Ontology annotation, biological process: peptidyl-threonine phosphorylation; peptidyl-serine phosphorylation. The transcript is spliced from 4 exons. The coding region runs from base 1 to 1044 and encodes 347 amino acids. Gene Ontology annotation, molecular function: protein serine/threonine kinase activity; ATP binding. Lineage: Eukaryota; Metazoa; Chordata; Actinopteri; Perciformes; Anoplopomatidae.
AUGAUUGAGCUGGGCCUCGCCGACGGCAGCCUGAUCGAUGAGCUGAUAGAGCUGACGGCACAGAGCCUCGGUCAGCUUGAGAUCCAGGAACAUUUUAACAUCAUCAAGGAGAUCGGCCGGGGGAAAUACGGCAAAGUGCUAUUGGUCACACAUCGCUUCAGAGGGACUCCCAUGGCCUUGAAAGUGAUGCCCAAAGCCUCGACUAAGCUGCAGGGCUUUCUUCGGGAGUACUGCAUCUCCUUACACCUGUCCUGCCACCCCUGUAUCGUGGGCCUCUUCGGCAUCGCCUUCCAGUCCAAUGAGCACUACUGCUUCGCCCAGGAGCUUGUCAUUGGGAGGGACCUGUUUGCUGUCAUCCAGCCAAAGGUGGGUAUCCCAGAAUCCUCGGUAAAACGCUGUGUCCUCCAGAUUGCAAGCGCUCUGGAGUUCAUCCACAGCCACGGCCUGGUCCAUCGUGAUGUCAAACCUGAAAACAUCCUCCUGUUGGACAAUCGCUGCUGCCAGGUCAAGCUGGCGGACUUCGGACUGGCCCAGAAGAGAGGCACUCUGAUACGCUUCAUCACAGGAACCUUGCCCUACAUGGCCCCGGAGCUCUGUACCAUGGCCUUGAAGGAGGGCCAGAAAGAAGUGACCGCCUCUCCACUCAGCGUGGAGCCGAGCCUGGACACCUGGGCCUUCGGGGUGGUUAUCUUUUGCAUCCUUACGGGCUACUUCCCCUGGGAGUGCUGCAUGGACGCGGACGACUUCUACCAGGAGUUCGCGGACUGGUGCCGAAUGGAGGAGAGACCCACCACUGAGGAGGACGUUCCUCCUUUGUGGAAAAGGUUCACUCCAGAGGCCAUGGAGAUGUUCGGAAAGCUCCUGGCCCUGGAUGUAGGAAAGAGAUGUACAGUGGGGGAAGUAAGAGCGUAUGUGGAGAAGGACUGGCUUAAAAAGGUAAAUGGGAUCGGGCAGCAGCAGACAGCAGAAAAAGUCAGUGCCUCCGGAAAAAAUCCUGGGUAUGGCCAGGUGGAGGGAACAAACAGCGGCCUCCUGGGUGAGUGA